This is a messenger RNA of Zea mays, 1174 nucleotides long. RefSeq lists its product as uncharacterized. NCBI's taxonomy places the organism in Eukaryota, Viridiplantae, Streptophyta, Magnoliopsida, Poales, Poaceae. The record is from RefSeq and is a predicted model, not a curated record. Gene Ontology annotation, molecular function: DNA binding; DNA-binding transcription factor activity. Bases 192 to 905 code for a protein of 237 amino acids. Gene Ontology annotation, biological process: ethylene-activated signaling pathway; regulation of DNA-templated transcription. The transcript has 2 exons.
AGCGUCGGGCCGUCGGCUAUUUCAUACCGCCGAACCAAAUCCAACGUCCGCAGAAACCAAACUCCCGUCGAGGAGGAGGCGUCGACUUCCCAUAGUUUCCACUCCACUUCGAUCCUAUCGUAUCCUCCCCAAACACUCCACCAAGAACCUUUUCCCCCUCCAAUAAUAGUCCAAGUUACUCGGAGGAAUCCAUGUGCGGCGGUGCAAUCAUCUUCGACUACAUCCCGGCGCGGCGCCGGGUGUCCGCCGCUGACUUCUGGCCUGACUCCGAAGCCGACGCCGAGGACUCCGACUCGCACGCCCCUGACCCUGAGAGAGCUCCGCUGCCGACUGUCCCGUCCCGUGCAGUGCCGCGCCCGCGCGGGAAGGCGAAGCGUGGGCGCAAGAACCAGUACCGCGGCAUCCGGCAGCGGCCGUGGGGCAAGUGGGCGGCAGAGAUCCGCGACCCCGUGAAGGGCGUGCGCGUCUGGCUCGGCACCUACCCCACCGCCGAGGCCGCCGCGCGCGCGUACGACCGCGCUGCCAGGCGCAUCAGGGGCGCCAAAGCCAAGGUCAACUUCCCCAACGACGCCUCCUCCUCCAGCGUCACCGCGCCGACGGCGGCAUCUGGGGUGGCGGCACAGGCCCCGGCCGUUUUUCUCCCGGCGCCCAAGGUAGAGGCGCGCGCACAGGUGUCCGACGAGGUCAAGGAGCUGUCCGAGGAGCUAAUGGCCUACGAGAACUACAUGAACUUCCUCGGCGUCCCGUACAUGGAGGGCGGGAAUGCAGCUGUAAGUGCCACCACCGCUGCCGCUGCCGCUGCCGCCGUCCCCGAAGAAGCGCAGGUGCCGGCGCCAGCGCCAGCCGGGCUGUGGAGCUUCGAGGACUACUACUACCCGCCGUCACUGUCGCUCUUCACUGAAUAAUGAACGCGGUUUGCCGUGCCUGUGUUGUUAUCUCUUUUGUAUCUGUGGCUCGCGAGUUGAGGCAUGUAAACAAGCUUUGCAGUUUUUUUUUUAACUCCGGUCUGUGCUUCUCAGCAGCUCGCUGCGGUGCAGAGGAAUCUGUUUCAUUCUGUUCGUGAUUGAAACUAGUUUUACGGUUACAACGCGCAGAUGGAGGAUCGUCGGACACUCGGACCAUUGUAACAAGGCUUGCAUACCAUUUGGAAGAUUUUACCAUACUGAAUUGGCGA